Penicillium hordei is the source of this 399-nucleotide messenger RNA. RefSeq lists its product as uncharacterized. Lineage: Eukaryota; Fungi; Ascomycota; Eurotiomycetes; Eurotiales; Aspergillaceae. The transcript is spliced from 2 exons. Bases 1 to 399 code for a protein of 132 amino acids. The record is from RefSeq and is a predicted model, not a curated record.
AUGGAGGAUUGGCAGUUGCCCUUUGAACACAUGCCUGCUCAACCAGGCGCUGGCGCGGCCGUUGUUUGGUUGAAUGGAACCAAUUCUGAAUCCACAUAUUGUUGCAACCCCGUACAUGUCAAUCGAACCUCCAGCGAAAAGUUCUGCAGUAGCAUUAACGGAUCGCCUCAAUCAAGCUUUUCAGUCGCCGACGGUUACAUUAUCCCUGGAGUUGCAGGUCUGUCAAGUUUUGCGAGGGAAUCCAAUACUACGUCUUCUAUCGUGGCCAACGAAACCGGUACUGCCACUAGAACUGGAUCAUCCACUACGAGCAAUGACUCCAGGGGCGUGGCAAUCGGUGUAGGGGUUGGAGUCCCACUUGGUGUCAUUGCCUUAUUUACUACUGCGUGGGCCCUUUAG